GUAUGAAAAAUAUUUUUAUCUGUUAUUUUCAGGCAAAGAAUUAAUGGAACUACCAAUAAUUGUCAAAACAAUUCACAAAUGUGAUGAAGCACUAAAACCAUACGGUAUAUGUGUCACGGACAUUUUAUUAAAUAAAAAGGAAAUUACCUGCAAUGACAGUAUAAAAUUAUUCAUGGCAAUUAUUAGUAUUCAGAUUGCAAUGGUAGAUCUUUUACUACAUAUUGGAAUUGUGCCCGAUUAUGUACUCGGUCAGUCAAUUGGUGAACUCUUAUGCGGAUACGUGGAUGAACUUUUUACUCUUAAGGAAACAAUUGUAAUGGCGUAUUAUAUGAGUGUUGCGUUCGAAAAACUAAAAGUAGAACACUGUAAUUAUAUUUCUGCUGCUUCUAAUCAAUAUUCAGAAUCUACUAGACUAAAGCUACAAGAAUAUCUGAAUCAAAUAGUACCAUAUAAAUCAAUGAAAAGUUAUAAGUAUAGUAAGAAAUGGUUAAACACGCUUUUACCUCACAGUAAAAUAUACAACUCAUUUACGCAGUUAUCUGCUGCAGAAUAUUAUGCAUACAGUGCAGUAUAUUCGUCACUUGAAGAACUAUUACCUAUAAUACCGGAAAAUGUAGUAGUUAUUGAAAUAGUAUCAUAUAAUAAUUGGCAAUUUUUCAUGAAGAAAGUUUUGGAUUCAAACUAUAUUUCAUUAUUUCAACACGGUCAAGGAAAUAAUAUAGAUAGCAUUUUGAAAGGAAUUGGGAAUCUUUAUAAUAUCGGAUGUCAACCGCAAGUUGCAAACUUGUAUCCGCCAAUACAAUUUCCAGUCAGUCGUGGAACACCAAUGAUAUCUCCUCUAAUAAAAUGGGAUCACUCUGAGAAUUGUUACGUUGCAACCUUUAUAAGUGAGAAAAAACCUAACAUUAGAGAAACAAUUGAAGAGAUUACAUUCAAAGAUUCCAGUUUGAAAUAUAUGUAUGAUCAUGUAAUUGAUAGAAGGAUUCUACUGCCAGCUUCAGGUUAUCUGUUUUUAAUUUGGAAAAUGAUUGGAACACUGUCAUGCUGUGACUAUAAAAAUAUACCAAUUAUAUUUGAAGAUGUUAACUUUCUUCGUGCUACUCACUUAUCAAAAACGACUACAGUUAAACUGACACUUUCAAUACAAAACGGCAGCAAUCAAUUCGAGAUUAGUGAAGAAACUACUGUUGUCGUUACUGGAAAAGUGUGGAUUCCAAAUGAUAUUGCAAAUCAUAAAGUACUUAUUCAUAAUUUAAAUGAACCUAAACAUAACGUCACAGAAUAUAUGAAUACCAAGGAUAUUUACAAAGAAUUGCGACUUCGUGGUUAUCACUAUUCCGGUAUAUUUCAAGGCUUAAAAAGUGCAUCAAUUUCAACAAAAGUAGGGCAUAUAAGAUGGUCAGACAAUUGGACAGCAUUUAUCGAUAACAUGCUUCAGAUGAAAAUUCUGUUACUAGAUUCGAGAAAUCUUUUUGUACCAACAAGAAUUCGUAAAUUAGUAAUUGAUCCUGAAUUUCACAUGAAGCAAAUACAAACUACGCCUGAUGAAAGAGCGAACUUUCCUGUACGCGUUUAUGAUUCUCUGGAUGUUAUAAUAUCUGGAGGAAUAGAAAUUUAUGGCGUUAUGGCUACAAAUAUACCUCGACAAAAUACUGAAUCUAUUCAUGAUGAAUAUUGUUUUAUUGCUCAUUGUGAUCGUGCCGUGAUGUCUCUAACAGAAAUUAUACAAAUGUCAGCGCAUAUUUCGCUAGAAUGUAAUCCAGUACUACAUGCAAACUUUAUUGAAUUAAUUGAGGAUGUUGACACAGUUACAGAGCAAGAUCUACUUUCUACAAUCUGUUAUGAUAUUUUAAAUAAUUUGCCAUUAAUCGAACCCAAUAUUACAUUAGUUGCUACAGCUAAUCGUUUCAAAACUAAUGAAUUAUCUCCAAAUAUCAACCUGUCCGGCAAUUUGACAAAAGAUAAAAAUGUCCUAAUGAUUAUAGUUUUCAAACUUUUAACAAAAAACAGAAGUGAAUUAAUCGAUACAUUAUUGUCUACAUUAAAAGAAGGUAGCUUUGUGCUGUCAAGAGAAAAUCUCACUGAGUCCUACAACUAUACAUUAUUACAACAAUAUAAGUUGAAUAUAGUUUUAGAAAAACGUACAGAGAAAGAGGCAUUUGUGCUUUUAAGAAAAACACAAAGCAUUGUACCGCAAGAAGUUAUAUAUAUAAAUAACUCUGACUUUUCGUGGAUUAACAAGUUGAAGUCUUCAUUAAACAUGGAUGAUAAAUUAAACGCAUCUACAAGAACAAUAUUAGUUGCGGACGAUUUUGAAUGUGGCAUAUUAGGUUUUAUCAAUUGUUUACGAAAAGAGCUGAACAAAACGGAUGACAAGAUUAGAUGUGUAUUUAUCCAAGAUGAAAAUGCGCCAAAAUUCUCUUUACAAGACUCUGUCUACAUAAACCAACUACAAUUGGAUUUGCCUAUUAAUAUUUUACGUCCCAACAAAGUUUGGGGAUCGUAUAGACAUCUUCCGUUACCACAAUUAGAACCAAAAUUUGUACAGCAUGGUUAUGUCGUUCAGAGUGUGCGAGGUGAUUUGAGCAAGUUGCGUUGGAUUGAAGGUCCGAUAUUCCCUGAUUACAAACAAGAAAAUCUCGUACGUGUAGUAUAUGCAUCACUUAAUUUCAAGGAUAUUAUGAUAGCUACUGGUAGAAUUCCUUUGGAUAUUUCUGGAAAAAAAGCAAGAGAAAUCGAUUCUUUCCUAGGUUGUGAAUUUGUCGGGUUCAAUGCAGCUGGAAAAAGAAUAAUGGGAAUAUCUACUUUAAGAGGAAUCACUAAUCUUAUUGUGGCUGAUCCACAACUUUGUUGGAUCAUUCCUGACAAAUGGACGUUAGAGGAUGCUGCAACUGUCCCAGUUGCUUAUUGUACAAGUUGUUAUGCUUUGUACACAUGUGGAAAAUUAAAGAAAGGAGAGAAAAUUCUUAUACAUUCCGGCACUGGUGCCGUUGGGCAAUCUGCAAUUUAUCUCGCGCUUUUUGAAGGAUGUGAAAUAUUUACAACUGUAGGAACACCUGAAAAACGAAACUUUAUAAGAGAAAAAUUUCCUUCUAUUCCUGAAGAUCAUAUAGGAAAUUCUCGAGACACCAGCUUCGAACAAAUGAUUAGUCAAAAAACAAGAGGUCGAGGUGUGGACAUCGUGCUAAAUUCUUUAGCAGAAGACAAACUACAAGCAUCUAUUCGGUGUUUGGCAAGAGGUGGUCGAUUUUUAGAAAUUGGAAAGUAUGAUUUAAUAUCUAACAGUACUAUAAAUCUAAAAGAAUUUUCAAAAGGCAUUAGUUUUUAUGGAGUUCUGUUAGACAGAGUAUUUAUUAGUACUGAUGAAAGAAGAAAAAUACAUAUUCAUAACUUGUUAAACAAUAUGAUUCAGCGUGGAGCAGUCGAACCACUUAAAAGAGAAGUUUUUGAACAACAUGAGGUAGAAACCGCUUUUAAACAUAUGGCAGCUGCGAAACAUAUAGGAAAGGUAAUCAUAAAAAUACGUACAGAAGAAGAAGUUGUGGACGCUCCUAUUCUCGCGUAUCCUCAAUAUUUCUGUAAUGAACAUAAAUCUUAUAUUAUUUUGGGUGGUUUAGGCGGUUUUGGCCUAGAGUUAACUGACUGGUUGAUUCUUCGUGGCGCUCGAAAAAUUAUACUCAUUUCACGAAAUGGUAUAAAGAACGGUUAUCAACAGUCAAGAGUAGAGUUAUGGAAAUCGUAUGGAGUAAAUGUGCAAAUAAUGACAGGCAUUGACGCAUCUACUCAUGAAGAUUGUGCUUCCAUUUUACGUUUUGCCAACAAAUUAGGACCAGUAGAUGCUAUAUUUAAUCUCGCAGUUGUGCUAAAUGAUAAUAUUUUCACGAAUCAAACUCCGGAAACAUUUGAAGAAUCAUUUCAGUCGAAAGCUCGAGCUACAAAGCAACUGGACCAUUUGUCUAGAAAAAUGUGUCCUCAUCUGCGACAUUUUGUAGUAUUUUCAUCUGUUUCAUGUGGAAAAGGAAAUCCUGGGCAAACUAACUACGGUAUGGCCAAUUCGAUAAUGGAAAGAAUCUGCGAAAAAAGAGUACAAGAUGGAUUACCUGGCAUGGCUAUUCAGUGGGGUGCGAUAGGUGACGUCGGCCUUGUUGCUGACAUGCAACAGAACAAUAAAGAACUAGUUAUCAGUGGAACAUUGCAACAACGAAUAUCAUCUUGUUUAGAAUCACUGAACACUUUCUUAAUGCAGAAUCGACCGAUUGUAAGCAGUAUGAUUGUAGCUACAAAAUCGAAAGUUUCUGGAGAUAUUGCGCAUAUUGUGAUGAACAUUAUGGGAUUGAAAACUUUAAAAGGAGUUGGAGAACAUGUACUCUUGUCUGAACUUGGCAUGGAUUCUAUGAUGGGUUUAGAAAUUAAGCAAACAAUAGAAAGAGAAUUCAGUAUUUUCUUCACAAUUCAAGAACUUCGAAAUCUCACCUUCGCUAAGCUUAAAGAAAUAGCUAACAAAGAUACGUACGACAAACAGAAUGCUGAGAAACAACUUGACACAAAUAACUCGCAACAUAUAAAAAUUUUUAAUCUUUUCCAGUUAAUAUCUGACUUAGAUAUAUUUUCAGACAUUUGUAUAGAGCUUUCUACACAACGAGAAAUAAGUAGAAACCAAGUAUUUCUUUUGCCAGGAAUUGAAGGAUUUGCUAACGUAUACAACUCAAUAGCUCCAAAAAUUAAAGCUCCUGCAAUAUGCUUACAACAUAGUUCUAUUAAUAUUCCUGAAUCUGCUCACUCUGUAAUACAAUCAGCCACUGAUCUUUUACCUCAUAUUUUAUCAAAACUAACAGAUUCUACAGAAUUCGUAAUUGGCGCAUAUUCAUACGGAUCUCUUAUUGCUAUUGAAAUUGUAAAACAAUUAGAAGCUAAAAACUUUCGAGGACGAUUAAUAUUAAUCGACGGAGCUCCUAAGUACUUACAAAUCGUACAGGAAACAUUGUUCCCGUUUACUAAUAGUCAAGAAUUUCAAAUUCUUGUGUUAAAACAAAUGACGGAUGUGUUUAAUAUACCUGUAUCAGAACUGAAUAUAUCAGAAAUUAGUAAAUAUGUAACCUGGGAAGAAAAACUAAAUAUUUUUAUCAAAAAUCUGAAGUCUGAAAUAACCAAUACAAUUUCUUCUGAUUCUAUUAAAAUAUUUUGUACAACAAUUUACAAACAUUUAAUUGCUGUUCAAGAAUAUGAUACGUCUUCAUUGAUAUCAAUUCGGUCACCUAUAAUAUUAUUGAAAGCAACAAAUCCAUUACUUCCUUCAGUAGAAGAAGAUUAUGGUCUAAAUAAGAUAAGCAAAAAUGUACAAAUUCAUUACGUAGACAGCAAUCAUAUAUCAAUAAUUAAUACUGAACAGGUUGCAGCUGCUAUUAAUGGAGUAAUAAGAGAAGAGCAAUAAAUAGUUUGUUGUCGAGAGAAAUAACAAAAGAAUGUAAAAGCAUCAAGUAAUUUGCUGUCAAUUUAGCAAAAACGAACCAUUAUCUAAAAAAGAUAUGCAAAAUUUCUAAGAGUGCUCAAUGUAAAAAAAUACUUAUAUAACAACU
Molecule: messenger RNA, 5576 nt
Organism: Pseudomyrmex gracilis
Lineage: Eukaryota; Metazoa; Arthropoda; Insecta; Hymenoptera; Formicidae
Product: fatty acid synthase-like
Exons: 13
Coding region: 44-5431 (1795 amino acids)
Biological process (GO): fatty acid biosynthetic process
Molecular function (GO): oxidoreductase activity; fatty acid synthase activity
Source: RefSeq, a predicted model, not a curated record